AUGAAACGUUCGACAAAUAUACUACUAAAGUGUUUGACUCUACUGUUCCUCGCAGGGAAUACACUACUACUGAUACUAAUUAUAAUAUCCGGUACAACAAAACACUACCCAGUGGAUAGGUUCUACUGGGUGCAGGCCAAUACUACGGGUAUCCCCAAUGCACCAGAUGAAACAAGAUGGACAUUCUGGGGGGCAUGCACCAGAAGUAAUGGCGAAACCCUUUGCAGUGGAGACUUAGCACCUGCAUAUCCAAUUUCUCCAAGGGAUAACUUCAAUACAGAAGUCAAUGUUCCUCACCAUUUUCUUUCAAAUAGAGAUGCAUUCUACUAUCUUACGAGGUUUUCCUUUGCCUUCUUUUGGAUUGCAUUGGCCUUUGUCGGUGUCUCAUUCAUAUUAUACCUUCUAUCAUGGAUUUCCUCUACUGUCUUACAAGUUAUCUUCAUUUUGAUGAUUUUUGGCUUCAUAUUUAACGUGGUAGCUGUCGUUUUGCAAACUGCGGCUACGGUAAUGGCAAGAAAUGCCUUCCAUGAUGGUGACAGAAGUGCAGACAUCGGUGCCGCACUAAUGGGUAUUGCCUGGGCUAGCGUGGCUGUUUGCAUCAUUGAAAUGGCCUUUAUUGGGUUCUCAUUCAUUGCAAACAAGUACGAAAAGGGCUUCAAGACUCCACCACAUUUAGAACCACAUACUAAUGCAAAAUUUGGAUUCUUCCAUCGUAAGAGAGGUGCCAUCCCUCAGGAUACUAUAAGAACUCCAAUACCAACAACACAAACGGAAGAACCAAAUAACGUAGUCGUCCCUAAUACAGGAACUUUGGGGUCUCCAGAAAUCCCUCAUAAGGGCAUUAAGUUUUUCAAGAUCAAGAGAACACAUACCCCAGGUGAUGACGAUUCAAUCUGA
Molecule: messenger RNA, 897 nt
Organism: Naumovozyma castellii
Lineage: Eukaryota; Fungi; Ascomycota; Saccharomycetes; Saccharomycetales; Saccharomycetaceae
Gene: SUR7
Product: Sur7p
Exons: 1
Coding region: 1-897 (298 amino acids)
Source: RefSeq, a predicted model, not a curated record